Arabis nemorensis is the source of this 1344-nucleotide messenger RNA. Lineage: Eukaryota; Viridiplantae; Streptophyta; Magnoliopsida; Brassicales; Brassicaceae. The record is from the annotation of a GenBank genome assembly.
AUGGUGGGAGUCACCAGAAAGGGUGAAGAAGGCUUGUCUUGUGCCUACCUCAACUAUUUUCAGACCUGCGGGCUAACUUUCCCCAUCCCCCUCUUUCUGCUCAACAUACUCAAGUUCCUCGGGCUGGCCUUCCCUCAAAUGGUCCCAAACUUUGUCUGUUACGUCAUUGGGACGUAUGUCCAUUCCUACGAGGACGAGAUGGACCUCAGCCCCAGCCAGUUCUUCGAUUUCUAUGUCGCUAGAGCCAGCUCCUCGGUGAAGGGCUCCUUCUACCUCACUCCCAGGGAAAGGCGAGGGAUCGUCGUCUUUCCCAACAAAUACUCCCACCGGGAUACCAACUGGCAGAAGAAAAAUUUCUUCUUCCGGGUCUUACCGGAGACGGUAUCAUCACUGGACGCCUUUCGCCGGAUUUUGACUCUCUUGUCUAUGUCUUAUGAUCUAAUUGACACUCCUUGCGUAGGGAACACUUCCUCGGCCUCUCUCACGGUAGCAACGUCCUCCAAGCUAACGCUGUUCCGGAGGGGCAACACCGAUUGGGAGUCCUUCAUGUCCAUUCGGGUCAGGAUAGCCUAUCACCGGCACGCCCGGCAACGAGUUGCUCUAGCCGAACUGGCGUGUGCCCCGGUCGCCGCUGCCCCUGCUCGGGCGGUGGCUUUACUCGGGAUUUCCAUCAGACCUCCAGCGGCUGAACCCUCAAUCAGCCAGCAGACUCGCAUGCGGGCCGCCCAUACGGGGCCUUCGAGCUCCGCCCCGACCUCGGGGUUACCAACCAAAAGGGUAGCUCCUGUGGCGAUCCCUCCCACCGCUGAUGACGCUGGCUCUUCUUCGACCACCCCGUCGGGAGAGCGUCUAAAGAGGAGGAGGAGGGUACCAGUCGUGGAUAGGGCCGCGCCUUCCAUCCCUAGAGGCAGUGGCGAUUCCACGACUUCAGCCAGGAGGAUGCGGACAAUUCUUUUCAAUCCGGCGAGAAGUUCUUCCAAGGAGACGGGAUCCUCUAUGGAUGGUGGCGGCGCCUCACCCAGGGGCUCGGAUCCUCUGGGAGCGUCUGAGAGGUUCCUCUGCCGGUUCUCCUUGUCGCAGCUCCGGUCGAACCUACGACUCCCCCGCUACCUUACAAGGAACCGGCUCUUCCAGCCACGAGCCCUUCUCGUGAAUCUCCCCGCCCCGAGGGAUCGUAUCAUCCCCCAAGGGAGGUUGCGAGGACUUCCGCAGCGUGGGAUUCUCAGGGAAGAAGGGCUCCAGGGGAGUCUGAGCAGCUUCCUGAGCAGCUUGAGCAGUCUUCUCCUUUUCUUCCUCCUCCGCAAGAGUCUGGUCUCGAGUUCUACGAGAGGUGGCUCGGGAUGA